Molecule: messenger RNA, 1438 nt
Organism: Daucus carota subsp. sativus
Lineage: Eukaryota; Viridiplantae; Streptophyta; Magnoliopsida; Apiales; Apiaceae
Product: probable aspartic proteinase GIP2
Exons: 1
Coding region: 58-1380 (440 amino acids)
Biological process (GO): proteolysis
Molecular function (GO): aspartic-type endopeptidase activity
Source: RefSeq, a predicted model, not a curated record
GGACACCAAUACAUCCAAGCUCACACCUCAACAUAUUUUCUGACCAACUAAACUUUCAUGGCUUUCCCUUGUAGCUCUAAGCUUCUGUUUCUACUCUGCCUAGUCCUUUUCCAAUCCUCCUCAUUAGCCAAAACCACAUCACCCCCCAAACAAUUUUUCCUCCCAAUCCACAAAGACGCAUCUACACUUCAAUAUGUCACACAAAUUAAACAAAGAACUCCCCUCGUCCCCAUCCGCCUAGUCCUUGAUCUCGGAGGCCGGGCCUUAUGGACCGUCUGCGAACACGGCUACAUUUCCUCCACCAUCCGCACAGCCGGCUGUAACACCACACAAUGCCGCUUAGCCGAGGCGUCUAGCAACUGCUUAACGUGCUCCUGGGGUCCGUUCGGACCCGGGUGCACCAAUGCGCCAACAUGCUGGAGAUUUCCUCUCAACAGCGUGACUCGCGGCACUGCCCCUAGCGAGCUAGCUUCGGAUAUUGUUGCAAUCAAUGCCGUCGGCCCAGAAGGCCGUGCAGGCAAAAUUGUCACCGUGCCUCAAUUUGUUUUUAUUUGUGCAAGUACCGCAAAUGUGGGCGGUCUUGCUAAGGGAGUGGCUGGUAUGGCCGGUCUAGGAAGGACUCGAAUAUCAUUACCCGCUCAAUUAGCCUCAACACUGAAUCUCAAAAGAAGUUUCGCACUUUGUUUGAGUUCCUCAACGUCAUCGAAAAAUGAUGGCGUUGUUAUAUUCGGUGAAGAACCGUAUGAGUAUGAUCUACAAGGCAACAUCUCGAGCUCACUUAAGUACACACCGCUUAUUUUGAAUAAACAGAACACCGAAGACGAAGUUCUUCGAACCGAAUCCUCAGCCGAAUAUUUCAUUGAAGUGAAGUCAAUUAAAAUCAACAACAAAACUGUUGAACUCAAUUCCACAUUGUUGCAGCUCAACGACAGAGGAUUCGGCGGAACCAAGAUAAGCACCGUGCAUCCAUACACGCUUCUGGAAACUUCCAUCUACAAAGCGGUGAUCAAAGCUUUCGUGAAUGAGCUCAAGAAUGUGACUAGAGUUGCGCCUGUGGCGCCUUUCGGGGCAUGCUUUAGCUCAAAAAACAUAGGCAUUACUCGGGUUGGUCCGGCUGUUCCGACUAUUGAUCUUGUGAUGAAGAAUGGUGUGGUGUGGAGGGUGUUUGGUGCGAACUCAAUGGUGAAGGUGAACAAGGAUGUUUUGUGUUUAGGGUUUGUGGAUGGAGGUGAACCUACUUUUAUUGCGUCGAUACUGAUCGGAGGACACCAAGUUGAGGAAAAUUUGUUGAGCUUUGAUCUGGAGAAGUUGAGGCUUGGGUUUAGUUCUUCGCUUUUGUCUAAAAGAACGACAUGCUCGAAGUAUAGGCCUAAGCCAUGACCAAGUUUUUUGUAUGCUUAUCUUAUUUGUGUUUAAUAAAGGACUGCUAUUUUCAUCA